This is a messenger RNA of Psylliodes chrysocephalus, 1074 nucleotides long. The record is from the annotation of a GenBank genome assembly. NCBI's taxonomy places the organism in Eukaryota, Metazoa, Arthropoda, Insecta, Coleoptera, Chrysomelidae.
AGAUUAUAUUAUUAAGUGGCACAUUAAAAUCAUUAAAAAAAAAAGAACCUGUAUACGUCCUCUGGCUAUAUAAACUCUUCCUUUACCAAAAUUCUUCUAGUCAUUAAGUACGUGUCUGUAUCAUUGAAGAGUUCUGUUAUAUAAUAAGAUUUUGAUUGAUUCAUUAUUGACAGUAUAAAGUGAAAAUGCCUCUAAGUAUGGAACGUUGGGUUGGAAAAGUUGCUAUUGUGACAGGGGCAAGCGUUGGAAUUGGGGCUGCAAUUGCAACAAGAUUGGUAAAAGAGGGAUUAUUGGUGGUUGGUAUAGCUCGCAGAGUUAAACUCAUCGAAGAACUCGCGACGCGCCUGACCAACGAAAAAGGAAAAUUGUACGCUUUAAAAUGCGACGUCAUGAAAGAAGAAGAUAUAUUGAGCGUUUUUAAAUGGGUCCGCGAGCACUUAUCUCCUGUUCACAUAAUAAUUAACAACGCCGGUAUAGUAGAAAAUACAAAUUUAAUAGAUGGAGAUGUUAAAAUGUGGAAGAACGUUCUAGAUACCAACAUUCUUGGAUUGUGUAUCGGAACUAGAGAAGCUGUUAGAGAUAUGGUUAAAAAUAAUGUUAAUGGACACGUAAUACACAUGAAUAGCGUUGGUGGGCACAGGGUUCCUUAUUUUACUUUUAGUAAUGUCUAUCCAGGAACAAAACAUGCUGUGACUGCUUUGGCUGAAACUUUGAGGAAAGAGUUCUCAGCAAAUAAAUUGGAUAUCAAAAUUACAAGUAUUAGUCCAGGUAUUGUCAAGACGGGAAUUGGAAAUAAUUGCUACAAUUUUGAGAAACAAGUAUCAAUAUCACCAAUGCUACAUGUAGAUGACGUAGUUGAUGCUGUUAUGUAUGCACUUUCCACGGGUCCAAAUGUAUUGGUUGAAGAAAUUAUCAUCAAACCUCUUCACGAACCUUUUUGAUGAAACAAUCUGAAAAUAUUCACAUUGCCUACCUGAUGAGUAUUAAUUAUAAUGUAUUUAAGUGUUAAAAGGCAAUAACAAUGUUAAUUGUAUUUUAGUAACAGUUUUCUAUAAUAUACAGAUACGAAAUGCG